UUUGUAGGACUGGGAAUCCAGAAUGUUCAGUAACUGUUGCGGUAACACAUUGUUAAUUAAGUAUUUAUAUAUGUGGAACAGUUGCGUGUGUUUGUUUGUGGAGGGGGCAAGAAUUUGAUGAUUGGAUUAUUAUUGAAAUGCGGCUAGAUCUGUUUAACCUGUUACAGAGGGUGUUCCUAAAUACAGAGAGACGAAGAAAAAAAAUCAGGGAUUGAAAAAGGAGACGCCCUUAACUGGAGCCGACUACUACAAGUUUGGACGGAAAAGAGCCAGCGUCUGGGUAUUGAGGCUGACAGAAGUUAGUCUGGGUUCGGGUUUGCGAGAAGGCAGUAUUUUCCGAGACAACAUCAAGUUCUGACGGCUUUAGCCUGAACCAUGUCGCAGCCGAACAAAAGAAAAGCUAAAGAACCCAAAAAGGGGGCAAAGAAGCCUGAUUUGUCUAAAUCACCAAAACAGGGAGUCAGCAUGAGUGCUCAAAAGCCAGAGGAGAAGCCAAAAGCUAGUCAACUUGCUAUGGCAGAAGGUUCAAGACAAAUAAGCUCAACUAGUAAGCCAUCAGAUAAGCCAAAACCAGCAACUGCACACAAGUCAACAGACUCAAGCAAGGACAAGUCCGCAUCUAGCCGUUCAACAAAACCAACUGGAGCCACUGGAGGGAAACAGCAACAACCACAAAGCACAAUGGGCCUGGGAUGGAGCAAGUCUGCUCCAGUGGAUACAAAGGAAAAGUCUCCCACAAAAUCCAUGCCAGAAGCUUCAGUUCACAAGACUACAGAGCCAAAGCUUCAGGAUAAAAAACCCAUGUUGAGUGCUGUGGACCAGCUUGUGGACACACUUCCAUCACAAGGACCAGAUCCAUCUAUUCCUAAAUAUACUGGGCCGGAGGUUAAGGAAUCCAGUGAUUCCAAGAAGAAGGCUGAGCGUGUUGGAGAAACAGAAGAAUCAAUACCUCCUGAGUACAGAUUUACAGAGCCAUCUGAUCCCAAGGAUCAAGUUAAAAAGGGUCCUUCACCCACACAUCCAGAAACAAAGCCAAAGGGUAUAUCUGAAGGUGACGCCCUGGAUUCACUGUCAGCAGACUUUGGCCUCAGCUCUGCAGCUCCAAUUUCAAAAUGUUCAGCUGCAACCACUCAUUCUGUAGCUCCACCGCCUGUGCUGAAGGAGGCAACUGCAAAAUCUUCAUCGGCUGUAUCGGCAAGUAAAAGUGAUUCAAAGGGUGAAGAUCCAUUUGACCUGCUCGCAGGAACACUUCCAUCAGAAGCUCCAGAUGACUCAGGUCCAAAAUAUACUGGUCCUGAGGUGAAGGAAUCAGACGUUACUAAGAAGAAGGCUGAGCGAGUGGGAGAAACUGAGGGAUCUAUACCCCCUGAUUACAGAUUUAAAGAACAACCUGAUCCUAAGGGCAAAGAUAAAGUGGCCUCUUCCUCCACUGGUCCAGGAGUAAAACCACAGGAAAAAGAGAAGAGUACAACAGAAGAUGAUGUCCUGGAGUCUCUGUCAGCAGACUUUGACCUUAGCUCUUCAGCUCCAAUUUCGAAAUGCUCGGCUGUGACCUCUCACUCUGCAGUUCCACUGUCAGCGCAGAAGCAGGAACCUCUGAAAGCUUCCACAGCUGCCACAGUGUCUGCGGGCAAAAGUGAUGCGAAGGGCGAAGAUCCAUUUGACCUGCUCGCAGGAACACUUCCAUCUGAAGCACCAGACAAUUCGGGUCCAAAAUACACUGGUCCUGAGGUGAAGGAAUCAGAUGCUAAGAAGAAGAAGGCUGAACGAGUGGGAGAAACUGAGGAAUCAAUACCCCCUGAUUACAGAUUCAAAGAACAACCAGACCCUAAGGAUAAAGCUAAAGGGGGUCCUUCAUCCACUGGGCCAGGAGCAAGACCAAAGUUCACAGAGAAGAGUAUGACACAAAGUGAUGUCAUAGCGUCCUUGUCGGCAGACUUCGCCCACAGCCCACCAGCUCCAAUUUCAAAAAGCUCAGCCUCAAGUUCUCACUCUGCACCUCCACCGCCUUCACUGAAGCAGAUUCUAACAGGCUUGCUGAGUACUGCCAGCAUUUUCUUUGUAAUUACAAUUGUAAUGUUCUUUCUUGCAAAGGCACCUCUGAAAGCUGCUUCAGCUGCCUCAGUUUCGGCAAGUAAAAGUGGUGCUAAGGAUACAGAUCCACUUGAUCUGCUUGCAGGAACACUUCCAUCUGAAGCACCAGACAAUUCAGCUUCAAAAUACACUGGUCCUGCAGUGAAGGAAUCGGAUGCUGAAAAGAAGAAGGCUGAACGAGUGGGAGAAACUGAAGAAUCAAUACCGCCUGAUUACAGAUUUAGUGAUCCUAAGGAUAAAGGUAAAGUGCCCUCUUCUUCCACUGGCCCAGGUGCAAAACCAAAAAGAACAGAGAAGAAAAUGACAGAAGAUGAUGUCCUGGAUUCUUUGGACUUUGUCGAAAGUUUUCCAGCUCCAAUUUCAAAAUGCUCAGCUGCACCAUCUCAUUCUGCACCUCCACCACCUUCACUGAAACAGGCACCUCUGAAAGCUUCCACAGCUGCCACAGUUUCUGCAGAUAGAAGUGACAUGAAGGGUGAAGAUCCAUUUGACCUGCUGGCAGGAACACUUCCAUCACAAGCACCAGACGAUUCAGGUCCAAAAUACACUGGUCCUGAAGUGAAGGAAGCAGAUGUUACUAAGAAGAAGGCUGAGCGAGUGGGAGAGACUGAAGGAUCUAUACCACCUGAUUACAGAUUUAAAGAACAACCUGAUCCUAAGGAUAAAGGUAAAGUGGCUUUGUCAUCUUCUGGUCCAGGAGCAAAACCCAAAGAAACAGAGAAGAAAAUGACAGAUGAUGAUGUCCUGGAGUCACUGUCAGCAGAAUUUGUCCACAGCACUCCAGCUCCAAUUUCAAAAUGCUCCGCUCCAACAUCACACUCGGCAGCUCCACCAUCUGUGCCGAAGGAGGCACCUUUGAAAGCUUCGACAGCUGCCCCAGUUUCUGUGAGUCAGACUGGCAUCAAGGAUGAAGACCCAUUUGACCUGCUGGCAGGAACACUUCCAUCACAAGCACCAGAUGAUUCAGGUCCAAAAUACACUGGUCCUGAGGUGAAGGAAUCGGAUGCUAAGAAGAAGAAGGCUGAACAAGUAGGAGAAACUGAAGAAUCUAUACCCCCUGAUUACAGAUUCAAAGAACAACCAGAUCAUAAGGAUAAAAGUAAAGGGCCCUCUUCCUCCACUGGUCCAGGAGCAAAACCAAGGGAAACAGAAAAAUGUCCCUCAGAAGUUGACGCCCUGGAUACUCUGUCAGCAGACUUUGGCCUUAGCUCUCAAGCUGCAAUUUCAAAAUGCUCAGCUGCACCCACUCACUCGGCAGCUCCACCGUUUGUGCCAAAGGAGGUACCUCUGAAAGCUUCAACAGCUGCCUCUGUGUCUGCAAGUCAAAGUGAUACUAAGAAGGGUGAAGAUCCAUUUGACCUCUUGGCUGAAACAUUGCCAACAGAAGCACCAGACAAUUCUGCUCCCAGAUACACUGGCCCUGAAGUGAAGGAAGCAGAUGUUACUAAGAAGAAGGCUGAGCGAGUGGGAGAAACUGAAGGAUCUAUACCCCCUGAUUACAGAUUUAAAGAACAACCUGAUUUGAAGGACAAAGAUAAAAUUGCCUCUUCAUCUGCUGGAACAGGAACAAAACCAAAGUCUGUUUCAGAAGAUGAUGUUGUUGAGUCACUGUCUGCAGACUUUGUCCAAAGAUCUCCAGCUCCAGUUUCAAAAUGCUCAGCUCCGAUUUCUCAAUGUGCAGCUCCACCACCUUCGCUGAAGCAGGCACCUCUGAAAGCUUCAACAGCUGCCUCUGUUUCUGCAAGCCCACUUGGUACUAAGGGUGAAGAUCCAGUUGGAUUGCUUGCUGCAACACUUCCAACUGAAGCACCAGACAAUUCAGGUCCCAAAUACACUGGCCCUGCUGUGAAGGAAACUGAUCACUCCAAGAAGAAGCCUGAGCUUGUUGGAGAGACUGAAGAAUCUAUCCCCCCUGACUACAGAUUUACUGAACAACUUGAUCCUAAGGAUAAAGGCAAACAGGCCUCUUCCUCCUCUGGUCCAGGAGCAAAACCAAAGGCCACAGAGAAGUUACCGUCAGAGGCUGAGCUAAUAGAAUGUAUGGCAUCAGAGUUUGACUCUCCUCCAGCUUCACAUUCUGGGGCACAGAUCUCCAAGCAGAAAGAGGCGGGCCAUAAUACUGCAAGUGUUCGCAAGACAGAUUCAGCACCCAAAACUAAUGACCAUGGACCAAAAUCAUCAAAGGCAAAAACUCAACCUGCUGCAAAAAAUGCCCACAAGCGUUAAUGUCUGCAAAACCAGGUCCGGGUUUAAGACUGACUACUGCACAGAUUUGUUUUCAUUGGGAAUGUGCCUCCAUAUAAAGAAAUAUCUGUGGUUUCCUUUCACUAUGAGCUGCUGUAACAUGUUUUAUGGGGAUGUAAUGUAUUGAACAUUAACAUCGCGCAUAAUUGAAAUUCAAAUUCUACUUACUAAUUCUAAUUUCACAUCAUUUGUAUGAAAUCAUAUCUGCUCUUUGAAGGUUUACAAACUGGAUUUAUAUAUUUAAAAACUUUUUUUUCCAAGGGGAAGGAUGCUGUAUUUGUAGGAUUGUUUACUACUAAGGUAUUUUAUGCCACAAAAAUUUUAGUGUUACAUUUUUGGUGUAGUAUGAAAAAUACCAAAGGACCUUAUGCUGUGUAGUUCUUAUGUUUUCAUUUUGAGUCAGGAAAUGUCUAAAGCCUGUGCACAAUAAUGAAUUCUGUCUCUAUCCCUCUCCCUUGAAACUGUUUUUGACCUUGAUGUUGUUCUGGACCCCAGGAUGAGCUUCCAACCACUUAUUCAUUUCCUCACUAGGAUUUACUUCUACUUCUGAAAAUGUUGUCCAACAUUUUCUAUAAAUGUCUCAGCUCAUCUACUGCUGAAGACCCAUGUUCUUAUCUUUAGACUUAUUCUAUUACUGUCCUGGCCAGCCUCCCAGCUCCCAUUCAGGUAACAUCCUGUUGCCCAUAUUCUGACUCACACCAGUUCCAUUCUCCUGUUAACCUCGUGCUUCCCGACUUAGAGAAUCGUUUCCAGAUCUACAGUCUAUUUUUAAAUUCUCAACAUUGUACCUAUUACCUUUCCACAUCUGUAAACCCUCAAGGACAUCUGCAUUCAAGUCAAAUUAAAAAUGGAAAAGGCUGGAAGUACUCUGCAGGCCUGACAGCAUCUGGGGAGUAAGAAACAGACCUAACACUUCAGAUCAAUGAACUUCCAUUCGAGCAAUCCAAUUCCAACCUCCCGAGCAUCCCUGAUUUUAAUUGCUUUGCUAUUGGUGUCCAUGUCUUCAGCUGCAUGGACACUAAGCCCAGGAAUUUCCACCAUAAACUCGUGCCUCCUUUAAAACACUAAGAUUUGCAUCUUCAAUGAAGCUUUUGGCGGUCUGUCAGAAUGUCACCUGUGUGGCUUGGUGUAAAAUUGUGUUUGGUAACUCUCCUGUAAAGAACCUCAAUAUGUUUCACUAAAUGUGUCACAUUAGUGCAAGUUCUUGAACAGUAAUGUAUUUACGUUGUGUAAAAGGCUGAUAAAACUGUUCGAAUAUACUAUAUUUUCCUAACUUUGCACCACAUAAAGCAUUUUUUUGGGAUUCAGUUUUUCAAGUUUACUUGUGAACUAUUGCUUUGGGUGUGUUAUAGAAAUUGAAUCAGUUGGGUUCAAAGGUAAUCUGAAAAUAAAUUGCAAUGAACUUGUAAAAGAA
Messenger RNA from Stegostoma tigrinum, 5752 nucleotides. RefSeq names its product calpastatin (gene cast). Gene Ontology annotation, cellular component: cytoplasm. Lineage: Eukaryota; Metazoa; Chordata; Chondrichthyes; Orectolobiformes; Stegostomatidae. The transcript has 48 exons. The record is from RefSeq and is a predicted model, not a curated record. Gene Ontology annotation, molecular function: calcium-dependent cysteine-type endopeptidase inhibitor activity. The coding region runs from base 376 to 4320 and encodes 1314 amino acids.